AUGAAUUUAAAACAUAAAGAACAGAGAACGCAGACAACAAAAUAUACAGGAUUUAGAAGUCCUGGUCAAGAAGAUAACAAUUCAUCAAAAGAAUAUAACAGGGAUAUAGAAAAGAAUAAUAGAAACAACGAAAAGAAAAACAACAAGAUGGAUGACAACAGACAACAGGAAAAACAAAGCGACAGUGACGACUUACCAGAUGACUUUGACGAGUUACAGAAAAUGCUAGAAAGAAAAAGAAUGGAAAGGGAACAAUUUAUGAGAGAACAAUUGAAAAAGGAGAUAAGACAAAUAAAUAAAGAGAUGCGACAGAGAAGAGAAGAAGCCAGGAGACGGGAGGAAAGAACAGCAAGCGAAAGUUCCGAGAAUCAAUAA
Molecule: messenger RNA, 375 nt
Organism: Harpegnathos saltator (Jerdon's jumping ant)
Lineage: Eukaryota; Metazoa; Arthropoda; Insecta; Hymenoptera; Formicidae
Exons: 2
Coding region: 1-375 (124 amino acids)
Source: RefSeq, a predicted model, not a curated record